Messenger RNA from Myripristis murdjan (pinecone soldierfish), 2255 nucleotides. Its product is annotated as cytochrome P450 2J2-like. Lineage: Eukaryota; Metazoa; Chordata; Actinopteri; Holocentriformes; Holocentridae. The coding region runs from base 17 to 1498 and encodes 493 amino acids. The record is from RefSeq and is a predicted model, not a curated record. The transcript has 9 exons. Gene Ontology annotation, biological process: xenobiotic metabolic process. Gene Ontology annotation, molecular function: heme binding; iron ion binding; oxidoreductase activity, acting on paired donors, with incorporation or reduction of molecular oxygen, reduced flavin or flavoprotein as one donor, and incorporation of one atom of oxygen. Gene Ontology annotation, cellular component: cytoplasm; intracellular membrane-bounded organelle.
CCCGAUUGUUGUCAUCAUGAUUUUGCAGACAAUAUUUGGGUGCAUGGACCUUACAGGAUGGCUUGUGUUCAGUUUUGUGUUGCUGCUGGUGGCUGAUGUGAUCAGAAACUGGACGCCGACCAACUUUCCACCUGGACCCCGGGCUCUGCCUUUUUUGGGGAAUGUCUUUACUGGAGUGGACUUCAAAACCAUAGAUAAGCUUGCUGAGGAGUUUGGCCCAGUGUUCAGCUUGAGGAGAGGCAGUGAAAGGAUGGUCUUUAUCUCAGGUUUCAAGAUGGUCAAAGAGGCCCUUGUCAACCAGCUGGACAGUUUUGCAGACCGACCUGUUGUGCCACUCUUCCAUGUUGUCUUCAAAGGCCUUGGCAUAGCCUUAAGCAACGGUUACCUGUGGAGGAUGCAGAGGAAGUUUGCCAACACCCACCUGCACAGCUUUGGAGGAGGCAAGAAGUCACUGGAGAAACAUAUUGAACUGGAAAGCACCUUCCUGUGUGAAGCAUUUAAAGAUGAACAAGGAAGACCAUUCAACCCCCACUACAUCCUGAAGAGUGCAGUUGGUAAUGUCAUCUCCGCUGUGGUCUUUGGACAUCGCUUUGAGUACAGUGAUGAAGGUUUUCAAAACCUCCUGCGGUUGGACAAUGAGGCUGUUUUGCUUGCUGGGACAGCCAGGGCUCAGCUCUAUGAUGCCUUUCCGGGCCUGUUGAAUUACCUGCCAGGACCUCACCAGACCAUCCACUCCAACUACAGGAAGAUCGUAGCUUUUCUGCAGAUGGAAAUACAGAAGCACCAGGAGGAGUGGAACCCAGAGGAACCUCGAGAUUACAUAGACACAUACUUGGCAGAGAUUGAGAAGAGAAAAGGGGAUCCCCACGCUGGCUUCAACACAGAGACCCUGACAAUUUGCACACUUGACCUGAUUGAGGCUGGGACAGAGUCCGCUGCUACCACUUUACGCUGGGCGCUGGUUUUUAUGAUGAACUACCCAGAGAUACAGGAGAAGGUCCAGGCAGAGAUAGACAGAGUGAUCGGACAGUCCCGUCAGCCCACAAUAGCUGACAGACCAAACUUGCCUUAUACUGAUGCUGUCAUCCAUGAGACUCAAAGGAUGGGAAAUAUUGUCCCCCUGGGAUUCCCCAAAAUGGCUGGUAAAGAUGCCAAGCUGGGAGGAUAUUUCAUUCCCAAGGGUACAGCCAUUACUGUAAACCUUUCAUCUGUGCUGUUUGACAAGAAUGAGUGGGAGACUCCUGACACUUUCAACCCUGAGCACUUCCUGGAUUCAGAGGGCCAGUUCCGCAGAAGAGAAGCCUUCUUGCCAUUUUCAGCAGGUAAACGUGUGUGUCUCGGUGAGCACCUGGCUCGGAUGGAGCUCUUUGUUUUCUUUGCCUCCCUGCUCCAGCUUUUCACCUUCACCCCUGUUCCUGGAGAAAUGCCGAGCCUGGAGGGUGUGCUCGGCUUCACCUAUUCCCCUGAGGAGUGCAAGAUACUUGCCCUUCCACGAUGAAUUUCUCACCCUGGGCAGCUCCUUCUAUCCAAACACAAUUCCUUUAUGACUGGAAUCUCUACAGCCACUUUUGCAUACCACAAAGUAUAGAUUAUAGAUGUCAGCAACUGUGUGAAAUUGGACAUAUCUGAAAUUUUCUCCCCAGUUCUAACCUGCUAUAUUUGUAUGAAUUGUUUUAUUAUUAUCAGUAAUACUAUUGGAGGGGCACCCAACAACUCACCCUUGCUACACUGUUAGUUGUAGACAUAAAUUUGAGGCAGCUAUUUUGGAUUUUUUUACACACUGUGAAACCAUGACAGUAGUCACUGCUGUUGAAUUUCUACAUAUAGGUCAAAGAUGUCAUUUUUAAGACAUCUGCCAAAACAAUGCUGACAUUCUGAGAUUUACAGCCAUUUCAAUUUGUUGUGUUUUGAUAAAACACCAGUACCCACAAUGCCUGGUGGAGAAAGUAGAGAUCUCUCUGUGUUCGUGCUCUGGGAAUCGUUCUAUAAUGCAUCUAUGGUGGUAACCCAUCAAUUGCUUCUGUCAGCUAUGUUUUUGAUGAUAAUAUUUUUUGGUCAAGCAAACAAAGGAUAUGCUUACUAAGAGAGGUCAUUUCUCCGAAUUAUGCUACAGAACUCUGACAAAAUAUGCAAAAUGCUAAAAGUCUAAUCUUGUAAAAUGACACCAUUACAUUCAGGACAUUGGGAUUGAGACUAUACCAUUGCUGUCUGUUUGAAGCAUGUGAAUUUAAUCACAUUAUUCUACUUUUCUCUGU